Messenger RNA from Pichia membranifaciens NRRL Y-2026, 1263 nucleotides. RefSeq lists its product as hypothetical. The transcript has a single exon. Gene Ontology annotation, molecular function: protein binding. The record is from RefSeq and is a predicted model, not a curated record. Lineage: Eukaryota; Fungi; Ascomycota; Pichiomycetes; Pichiales; Pichiaceae. The annotation marks the transcript as partial.
CAAAUACAGUUCAGAAUUGUUGCCGGCUCGUACGAGCACUCGCUCUUGUGUCUUUCCGUGACAAUCCCGCUGACGCAGGACAAAGCGGAGAAGGACAUCAGACAGCCACAUUUCCAGCCAAUCUUUCAUUUCCAGGCACAUGCCAUGUCUAUCAGAUCCAUGGAUAUUGCCAAACGGUACUUAGUAACAGGGUCGAACGACGAACACAUCAGAAUUUACGACUUGCAGAAGAGAAAGGAACUAGGCACGCUUUUGCAGCACCAAGGUUCGAUCACGAAGCUCUUAUUUUCAAACGAGGUCGAUGAAUCCGACGACAAGGAGGAUUCCGAAAAGACCAAUGACGAGGACACCCCACAAUAUCCUAACCACAAGAAGGGAAGAUGGCUGCUCUCUGCGUCUGAGGACGGUACAAUAAUCAUAUGGCGGACAAAGGACUGGGAGAAGUUUGGAUUGUUGAAGGGUCACAAGGGCGCAGUAAACGACUUGGCCAUCCAUCCAAGUGGUAGAGUCGCCAUUUCUGUUGGUAGUGAUCAGACGGUUAGAUUGUGGAACUUGAUGACUGCAAAAAAGGCCAGUAACCUCAAGCUCAGGGGUGCUUUGACGCGUGGCCAGGUGGGAUCCUUCAUACGGUUUGACUCUGCAGGCGACUUCUUCGUCGUUGGAUUUAGAGAUAGGAUCAUGUUCUACAAGACCAGAGAGGCGAAAAUGUGCAACCUCCUCAAAACAGGUAGAAACGUGCUUAUGGCAGUUGAGUUCGUCACGCUAGCAAACGGCAAGGAGUACCUUGUUCUAGCCCUCAACGAUGGAUCGAUCAAUUUUUACGAGUUCAGCAAUCACAUCUAUGAGCCUGUGAAUAAACAGGUUAAUGAGAUAGAUGGUGGAGACCUUGACAGCAUUCCUAAGCCAGACUUCUGUCUUCAGGGUCACGCAGUGAGAGUGAAAGGAAUCUCCUUCUACGAGGAACUCGUGAACGGCAAGCUCUAUAUCUACAUGACGUCUAUCUCCUCCGAUGGCCAGAUUGUUGUAUGGAACUUGGACGCCAACGUGAUGGACCAGGUCGCAGUGUACUCCACGGGCGAGCGGUUGAACGUCAUCUCCACCGUGCAGGAGAGCAUCGAGAAGGCCGACACCAUGAAGCCUAUAUACAACCCUAACGACGAGAAGUUGAAGGACGUCGCCACCGACAGUGAGUACGAGAGUGAUGGUGAAAGCCUGGCACAUGUAAUGGAGGGGCGCAAGAAGAAGAAGUCGACCAAGAAACAA